UGGUGAAACGUAUCUUUGGUGAAAGCAGCUAGCUCAGCGAGGAUACUUAGGCCUAGGUUGCACUUCCUGUGUAGGAAUAAAAGUGAAUGAAGAAACGAAUUCAGUGUAUAGCUUAAAAUUCCGUAUUUUUGGAACGGGAAGAUGGAUUUACUAGUAGGAGCGUUGACUGGUGUUGCGGCUUUUACAGCUGGUCCGUAUCUAUUAGGUUUUACUGGAGCUGGAAUUGCAGCAGGAUCCAUUGCAACCAAACUCAUGUCGGCUGCUGCCAUAGCUAACGGAGGAGGAGUUGCAGCUGGGAGUGCUGUUGCUGUACUGCAAUCGGUAGGGGCUGUUGGACUAAGUGUGAAAGGCUGCGCUCUUGUUGCCGCUGGAGGCGCUGCAGUUGCACAUGGAGUAAAUAUUCUCUGGCGACAUGUACCUGAAGGAGGAAGAGGAGAUCAAGACGAGGAGGAUGAAGAAGAACAAGAAGAAAAUGAGAAGGAAGAGAAGGGCAAGCAGAAAAAGAAGAACGGUAGUACUUUUGAAGGAGGCAGAGGGGAAGGAGACAAAAUAAAGAAAUCAUAGGUCUUAGAACAAGAAUAUCAGACGUGUUUGUUUAAAGUUAUUAAUCUAACAAAAUUAAAGCCUUUUAAAAUGUGUUGCCACCGGUACUAGAUUUUUGGAAAUAUACACUAAAACCGUCUGGGCAUUAAUCACAAUAGAUGUCAGACUUAAGUUAAAUGAAUGUCUCAGCCACUUUAUGCUCUCAUUUAUAGGUCUAGCAAAUGUUGGAUCUUUACAGUUGCCAUCACAGGUAUGCUAUACGGUACUGUAUAUUAAUUCCACGUCCUAUUUUACUCCAACCAUUAAUAUUAUACUGUACCACUUUUCAAAAUUGAAGUUUCCUACCUGACGUAAAAGCUCUCAUUAUUAGCGCCUACAGUACCGUAACCCUAUUAACUUCGGGACCAAAAGGUGUCCACUAAUGUAGGGUUAUUCCCUGAAUUAACAUUUAAAACAACAGAACAUUGCUGCAUAAUGAAAGUGAUAUGAAUAAAUAAUGAAAUAUUAUCAUUUUUGUUACAAUACCUUAUUGAGCUUUAUUGCAUGCACAAGAAGAUACAGUAGAAUAAAUAGGGAGUACCGCAAUGACUCUGUCUCUGUCCAAAUUAUCCAAUUUUCUUUUACAAAACACUCUUGUUUGCCCAUAUAUAGUCAUGAUGUGCCUAUAUAUGGUCAUGAUGUGCCUAUAUAUGGUCAUGAUGAUCAUAUUUAGGCAUGUUACAAGUUUAUGCCAAAUGAAGAUGAUAGUCUGGACAGGACUUUAGAAAUUAGCGUACAGGUUAUGGAUUUGAAUCCGAUAUGAAAGCAAACGUGGAAAAAAAAAUAUUGAUUUGUAUGACGGUUGUCAUUGGUUUGUACAUGUAGUAGAGUAACAGUAAUAAUUCCAUCAAAUCCAUAUUGGACAUUUAACUGAAAUGCUGUGAAUACUGGAUAUAGUAGGCCAAUAGCCACCGAUAUUCAUUUUAAGGAUCAGGAAAAAAUGGGUU
This is a messenger RNA of Anneissia japonica, 1529 nucleotides long. Its product is annotated as interferon alpha-inducible protein 27-like protein 2A. The transcript is spliced from 2 exons. Gene Ontology annotation, cellular component: membrane; mitochondrion. Bases 142 to 564 code for a protein of 140 amino acids. The record is from RefSeq and is a predicted model, not a curated record. Lineage: Eukaryota; Metazoa; Echinodermata; Crinoidea; Comatulida; Comatulidae. Gene Ontology annotation, biological process: apoptotic signaling pathway.